Rotaria sp. Silwood2 is the source of this 3747-nucleotide messenger RNA. The record is from the annotation of a GenBank genome assembly. NCBI's taxonomy places the organism in Eukaryota, Metazoa, Rotifera, Eurotatoria, Philodinida, Philodinidae.
AUGAAGAUAGCUAAGAAUUCGGAAGACAAUGAAAGUCAAACGUUGCUUAAUGAUAAAAAAGCGUCAUAUUCUAAUGAUAACAAUCGUCGACAUCGAUCAUCUCGCCUUGAAUGGAUAGAAUCGUCUUGGACUCGAAUUUUACAAUUAUUAAGUUGGUGGUGGAUGAAUCCGAUUCUUUAUACAGCAUAUAGACGACAAUUGACAGUAGAUGAUCUUGAUAAUCUACCUCAUAUUGACAAAGCUUCAGUAUUAUUAGAUAGGUUAUCUUCUUAUGACUGGUCAUCAAACACAUGGAGUAUUGUUUGUAAAGAGUUUUGGAAAGAUUAUAUUGUUGCCAGUCUAUUUUUGAUUCCAUUUUUGAUAACGUCUAUUGCUCCACCAUUACUUUUUCGUCAAAUCAUCUUGAAUAUGAUGAAUGAACAAGGAUCGAAUAGUAUCCACUAUUUGUACGCCAUAUUACUGUUUCUUUCGGUAACUAUACAAACACUCAUACAACAACACACAUUUUUCCGUUUCGCUCGUAUUGGUCUGAGAAUUUUUAAUGCACUUACAAUGAUCAUUUAUAAACAUGCAUUGUCUUUAAAAUUGGCAUCAUUGCAAGAAAUGAAAACAGGUCAAAUUAUGAACUUAAUCAUUAAUGAUGCGCCCAAGUUCCAAGAAGUCUGUUCAUAUUUGGGGCUUCUAGUUGAAGGACUUAUCGAAUUAAUCGUCAUAUUUGGCUUACUCUGUUGGAUCAUGCACCCUAUACCAACAGUAUGUAGUUAUGCAUUAUUUCCUUUAUUCGUUCUUCUCCAGUUCUAUUUGAGUCAAAAAUUUGGUCAGUAUUAUGAAAUAACAGCUAUGUGUGUUGACAAACGUAUACAAGCUUUUACUGAAUUCAUUCAUGGAUGUCAUAUUGUUAAAAUGUAUAACUGGGAAAAAGCAUUGGAAGAUCGUAUAGUUGAACUGCGGAAACAUGAAUUAGCAAGUAUUCGACGUACAUAUCGUUUUCGUGCAAUCAAUAUGACUCUAUAUUUUACUGCAGUAUCAUUUUUUACACUCACAAUGUUCGGCAGUGCUUGGCUUUUAGGUUAUCCAUUAAAUACAGAAAAUGUUCUUCCAACUCUUUCAUUAUUUUCUGUAAUACGCGUAAAACCUCUGUAUUAUAUUCCGCUGGGAAUUGAGAAGCUAAGUGCAGCUAAAUAUGCAUCAAGAAGAAUAGACUCAUUUAUGCGUCUCAACAUGAAACAAGAAAAUCAGUUUCAAUUAUCCAAUUCUUCGAUCAAUGAGAAACAAAAAGGAAAUAUCAUGAUUUCAAGCGCCUCUUUUUCAUGGUUUAAUGAGAUGCCUUGUCUAUCAUUGUCUGAUCUGAUUAUCGAACAAGGCACAUUUGUUGCAAUUGUUGGACCAGUAGGCUCUGGUAAAUCAUCUUUACUCGCUGCUGUCCUUGGUGAAAUGAAUCUUAUCAACGGCCAAUUAAAUACAAAUCGUAGUUCAUUUGCUUAUGUUGCUGAAUCACCAUGGAUAUUUGAAGAUACAUUGCGUAACAAUAUUCUUUUAAAUCGACCGUUUGAUCAACAACGAUAUAGAAAUAUAAUACAUGCUUGUUGUCUCGAUGUUGAUAUUAAUACAUUUGGAUCUAGCGGCGAUCUUAUAAUGAUUGGAGAAAAUGGAAUUAAUUUAAGUGGUGGACAAAAAGCGAGAGUAUCAUUAGCUCGUGCUUUGUAUGCUGAUAUGGAUAUUUAUCUAAUUGAUGAUCCAUUUGCUGCUGUUGAUUAUACAGUAGCUGAACAAAUCUAUGAACGAUGCAUUGGCCCAUCUGGAUUGUUAAAAAGUAAAACUCGUCUAUUAGUUACUCAUCAAACUCAGUUUCUUAGUGAAUCACAUCAGAUAAUAUUUCUUUCUCAUGGUCAUAUUGAUAAACAAGGUUGUUUGAAUGAAAAGAUGAUUAGAGAAAAAUAUACAAAUAAGAAAAAAACAUCAAUAUUAGCCAAUAUGCUUGAUGACAAUAUAUCGAUUGACGAUCCUCAACCGAUCAUAAAUGAUGAAACACCACUAAAUGAGGGUAACAAAUGGUCUAUAUGGUAUCAUUUGUUUACUGCACCACCAUUCGGUAGAAUUGGCUUCUGUUUACUUAUUGUUUUACUUUUGUUGGGCGAAUUAUUAUAUGAUGGUACAAACUAUUGCCUGAGCGUACAUUUGCGCCCAAGUGACGCAGAUCAACGAAUUUCACCGAAAUUUGUCUAUAUUUAUUUUGGUCUCACAAUAGCUAUGGCAAUUGUUGAUAUAAUUCGUAAGAAUUAUUAUUUUAGUGUUGUUUUAUAUGGUGCAAAGAGUUUGCACAAUAAAAUGCUAAGAGGACUUUUAUAUGCAUCAAUACAAUUUUUCGAAAGUAAUCCAAGUGGCAGAAUUAUAAAUCGGGCAAGUAAAGAUCAGUAUGUCAUCGACGAGUUACUACCAAUAGCUGUACUAGAAGGUAUCGAGGGACUGUUACUAACUGUUGGUUCACUGUUCAUUAUUUGUUUAACUAAUAUAUCUCUUUUUCUUGUACUUAUCAUAUUAAUACCAGUUGGUUGGUUAAUAAUAUAUUGUUUUCAAAGAUGUUCAGUUAGAUUUAAACGGCUUGAAAGUAUCACUCGUAGUCCUGUUUAUGCACUCUUUUCAUCAUCUUUACAUGGGUUAUCAACAAUUCAUUCAUUCAAUGCUGAGAACAGUUUUAUUCAAUUAAUGGCUGAUAAAAUUGAUACACAUACAUCUGCAUAUCUCGCCGUACAAGCUUCAUCGGAAUUGUUUUCAACAUUAUUUGGUUUUACUUGUUUGAUAAUAUUAUUAGUCACUUCUAUUGGAAUAGUGCAACUUCCUAAUCAUAAAAAAUUGUCGACAGCUACACUCAGUUUAGUAUAUGCAAUGCAUGUAACGUCAUGGAUUCAAUGGACGAUUCGAAAAUUACUUGAAGCUCAUUUAAUGAUGGUAAGUGGCGAACGUAUCGAUGAGUAUUCACGGUUGCCACAUGAAGAAGAUAAAGGUGGUCAUAAAGGUCUUGUAAAAACUUCAUCAAAAUGGCCAACUCAUGGAAAAGUCGAAUUUAGAAAUUAUUCAUUACGUCAUCGAUUUAACCUAGAAUAUGUAAUUAGAAAUAUUGACUUACACAUAGAGUCUCAUCAAAAGAUUGGCAUCAUUGGUCGAACCGGUGCUGGAAAAUCAUCACUCUUCAAGGGUAUCUUUCGCUUUGUUAAUCGAUCAUGUGUUGAUGGUGAAAUCCUCAUUGAUGGUAUUGACAUUAGUCGUGUCACACUUAACCAUCUUCGAUCUCAUAUCAGUGUUAUUCCUCAACAACCUAUAUUAUUUAGUGGAACUAUUCGGUACAAUCUUGAUCCAUUCAAUCAUUAUUCUGAUGAACAAUGUUGGAUGGCACUUGAAGAUGUCCAGUUGAAACAAUUUGUGAGCAAUCAGCCAGCAGGUCUUCUAAUGUAUAUUGCUGAAUGGGAUAAAUCCUUGAGUAUUGGUCAAUGUCAAUUGCUAUGCAUUGCACGAGCCAUUCUAAAGAAAAGUAAAAUAUUAUUGAUCGAUGAAGCAACAGCUCAUGUUGACCAGGAAACAGAUGAUCUGGUUCAUGCAAUAAUUAGAAACAAAUUUCAAGAUCGAACUGUUUUGACAAUUGCUCAUCGACUGAAUACAGUAGUGAAACUUGAUCGUGUUCUUGUAUUGGAUAGAGGAAAGAUAGUCAACUUCGAUUCUCCUACGAAUAUUUUGGAACGUUAUAACUGA